This is a messenger RNA of Talpa occidentalis (Iberian mole), 930 nucleotides long. RefSeq names its product olfactory receptor 5W2-like. Gene Ontology annotation, biological process: G protein-coupled receptor signaling pathway; sensory perception of smell. Gene Ontology annotation, cellular component: membrane. Gene Ontology annotation, molecular function: olfactory receptor activity; G protein-coupled receptor activity; odorant binding. The coding region runs from base 1 to 930 and encodes 309 amino acids. NCBI's taxonomy places the organism in Eukaryota, Metazoa, Chordata, Mammalia, Eulipotyphla, Talpidae. The record is from RefSeq and is a predicted model, not a curated record. The transcript has a single exon.
AUGGAGAGAGAAAACUGCUCCUUGAAUGGAUUUGUUCUCUUGGGAUUUACUAACAAUCCUGAGAAAAACAUGACCCUAUUCAUCACCUUGCUAGUCAUUUAUCUCAUUAAUGUUCUGGCAAAUCUUGGCUUGAUCUUUCUAAUUAGAAUGGAUUCACAGCUGCACACACCCAUGUACUUUUUCCUUAGCCAGCUCUCUUUCUACGACCUCUGCUAUUCCACAGCUGUUGCACCAAAGACACUUGUGAACCUUAUUUCCACGAACAAGUCAAUUCCAUUCUUCGGUUGUGCUCUGCAAUUCUUUGUUUCCUGUUUCUUUAUAGAUUCAGAGUGUGUUCUGCUGGCAGUCAUGGCCUUUGAUCGGUACCAGGCCAUCAGCAACCCCUUGCUCUACACAGUCAACAUGUCCAGCAAAGUGUGCUGCUUGCUCCUGGCUGUGGUUUAUACUGUGGCCUUGGGAGACUCUCUGACACAUACCAUCUUAACUUUCCGCUUAUGUUUCUGUGGGUCAAAUGAGGUUAACCACUUCUUCUGUGAUUUACCCCCGCUUUACGUCAUCUCCUGCUCUAGUAUAGAGGUCAAUGAGUUAGCGUUAUUCACCGUUUUUGGCUUCAUUGAACUGAGUACGAUUUCAGGAGUUCUUGUCUCUUAUUGUUAUAUUUUUCUAUCGGUCUUGAAAAUCCGCUCUGCUGAGGGCAGGUUCAAAGCUUUCUCCACCUGCACCUCCCACCUGACGGCCGUGGCCAUCUUCCAGGGCACCAUGCUCUUCAUGUACUUCCGGCCGAGUUCUGCCUACUCCCUGGACCAGGACAAAAUGGCCUCGUUGUUUUACACCCUUGUGAUCCCCAUGCUGAACCCCCUGAUUUACAGUCUACGAAACAAGGACGUGAAAGAUGCUCUGGUAAAACUGAAAACUAAAACAUGUUUGUAA